AUGCUGACGGCCAACAAGUGCCCAUCUUCAAUUCGACCUGACCAGGUAGAUAGCACUACUCUCGAUCUUGUUACCUCUCUAAUUACCCUUACCGGCUCUACUAACAGCUCUACUAAUCUACGUUUGCUCCUGCUAGGCGACUUCAAUCUCUACCACCCGGCGUGGGGAGGAGAACGUUCUAAAAGAGACUCCUCGUCCGACCAGUUACUGGAACUGAUGGAUACGAGGUGCCUGGACCUGUGGCUGGAGCCAGGUACUACCACGUGGGAGCGCAACGGAAGCAAGACCACUAUCGAUCUGGUCCUCGGCUCGCAGGACCUGACCCCUAGGCUCGUUACCUGCGAGGUCAACGAGCGAAUUCACGCAGGUUUGGACCACUAUCCAAUACGAAUCCUUUUUGAUAUCAGCACUAAGACCUCCGAAGCACAACGACGAAGGAACUGGAAAGCCUGCAACGUUAAAGACCUGCGGAGCUUCGUGGACCUCAACCUACAGAAUUAG
This is a messenger RNA of Aspergillus affinis, 501 nucleotides long. RefSeq names its product exonuclease/endonuclease/phosphatase family protein. The record is from RefSeq and is a predicted model, not a curated record. Bases 1 to 501 code for a protein of 166 amino acids. Gene Ontology annotation, molecular function: catalytic activity. The transcript has a single exon. NCBI's taxonomy places the organism in Eukaryota, Fungi, Ascomycota, Eurotiomycetes, Eurotiales, Aspergillaceae.